Trichoderma aggressivum f. europaeum is the source of this 849-nucleotide messenger RNA. RefSeq lists its product as uncharacterized. Gene Ontology annotation, biological process: conjugation with cellular fusion. The record is from RefSeq and is a predicted model, not a curated record. Gene Ontology annotation, cellular component: mating projection tip; membrane. The transcript has 4 exons. Bases 1 to 849 code for a protein of 282 amino acids. Lineage: Eukaryota; Fungi; Ascomycota; Sordariomycetes; Hypocreales; Hypocreaceae.
AUGGCGAGCGGAACCCAUACCACCUCGACUUCGAGUUCCAGCACGAGGAUCGUCGCGCGCAAAUUUCAUCUGGGAUGGCAUCGAUUCGUCCCCUUUCUGGGUUACCACCACGUGCUGAUGAUUUUGAUCGUCGUCGCAAUCAUCUUGCUUUCGCUGCUGCUUGCUGGCUGCUCAUCCUCGUCGCCUCUGAUCCCCGGCAUUUUCCUGCUCUCCAUCUACUACAAGGGCUACGAGGCGCACCCCGACACGGCGCAGGUCGAUUACAGCUUCUACGGCGCCCUCAAGAGCUUUGCUGGAAACGCCCAGUUGCAGGCUCGAGUUGGUUACUUUGGCAUCUGCAUCAACCCGGACGGCGGCUCGUGGCUGUGUAGUAACAAUGCGACCGCCUUGGCCAAGGAAGUCUCGGUGGACCAGGACCCUCUCAACCUCAUUUGGCUGGCGGCCCAAUUCAAAGACAUGAUUGUGUUUCCCUACCUGAUCAUCAUCGCCAUCAUCUUCGCCUUCAUCUGUCUGCUUCUUUUGGCUACCUUUCCCGGAUGGCAUGAGGAGGAGGACUCUGAAGGAUCCGAGCGCGAAGUCAAGCCAUUCCCCUCUCGCCCCGUCUCGCAAGUCGCACUGGCCAUCAUCUUCAUCUCGUCCAUCUUCGUUCUCGUCUCGGUUCUCUGGCAGCAUACUGCAUCCGUCGCAGCAUCCGUUAUUGCUCAAGACUUUGGCAACGGUGUGGUCAAGAGCGGCGUGGGAAGCAGCGCCAUGGUAAUGGGCUGGUUCUCGUUUACGCUGCUCAUCAUCGUCACCAUUGGUUUGCUCGUAAUGAUAUUGAGCAUACGCGUCCUGAGUUCAAUGGUGUGA